CCCGACUCACGUGGCCCGGAGCUCAGCGGGGGUUGGAGCCCAGGUAGCGGGGCUGGGUGAGGCCGCUAAGUUUGCUUCCUGCGUUCCAAGACCAAGAGCCCCCGCGACUGUCGCACAGGUGCCCUCCGCCUAGGUCGGGAUGGAGCUGCCAGCCGUGAACCUGAAGAUGAUCCUCCUGGUUCACUGGCUGCUGACGACCUGGGGCUGCCUCGUGUUCUUGGGCCCCUACGCCUGGGCCAACUUCACCGUCCUGGCCUUGGGGGUGUGGGCCGUGGCUCAGCGGGACUCCGUCGACGCCAUAAGCAUGUUUCUGGGCGGCUUGGUGGCCACCAUCUUCCUGGACAUCAUCCACAUUAGCAUCUUCUACCCACGGUACGGCCUCACGGACACGGGGCGCUUUGGCGCCGGCAUGGCCAUCCUCAGCCUGCUCCUCAAGCCGUUUUCCUGCUGCCUCGUCUACCACAUGUACCGGGAACGCGGGGGUGAAUUCCUGCUCCACGCUGGUUUCCGUGGACCUUCACAGGAGCACAGUGCUUACCAGACGAUUGACUCACCAGAGGUACCCUCAGACCCUUUGGCAGGCCCGGAGACCAAGGGUCACACUCCCCAAGGGUACUGAAGCCGGACGUACUGGGCCAGGCCCCAGCCCAGGGGCCAGGUUGACAAACCGCAGGGGAGGUCCAGGCUGCGUCACCUUCCUCAUGCCCUGGACGCCGUCCCAGGGCUGCUCCUCACUCCCCUUUCUCGGACCUAACAUGCAAUGUGCCUUCCCGUUCCCCAUCUCAGGGUUGCCUGAACGCCUCUGUGCACACACCUGUCCCCAGCUCCCUGAGGCCUCCCCUUCCUUCCAGGUAUCCCACUGGUCCGAGGCUGCGAACCAUGGUCUCUUUCCUCAGCUCUCCCCCUAGCUGCUCCGUGCAGGCCCCAGGUCAAGGCCUGCCUGAGCCUGGCAGGGUCCAACUCUUGGGGCUAGUGACGCCCCGGCCCCAGGGCUGCCCCCUCGGUUGUCAAGCCCUCCCACUGAAGCUCUGUGACCUGCCAGUUGUGCCCAGCCCCAGGAGCUCUGGGUUGAGGUCCUUUGGCUUCUCACUGCCUGGUCACGUGGUACCUGGGGACCCCAGGACUGGAGGCAGAGGUAUCUGUAGCACCCGGCACCCACCAUGGCAUUAAAGUUUGGGGAAUUCUGUA
Hipposideros armiger (great roundleaf bat) is the source of this 1188-nucleotide messenger RNA. RefSeq names its product angiotensin II receptor associated protein (gene AGTRAP). Lineage: Eukaryota; Metazoa; Chordata; Mammalia; Chiroptera; Hipposideridae. Gene Ontology annotation, cellular component: plasma membrane. The coding region runs from base 140 to 619 and encodes 159 amino acids. Gene Ontology annotation, biological process: angiotensin-activated signaling pathway; regulation of blood pressure. The transcript is spliced from 5 exons. The record is from RefSeq and is a predicted model, not a curated record.